This is a messenger RNA of Corylus avellana, 1747 nucleotides long. The record is from RefSeq and is a predicted model, not a curated record. NCBI's taxonomy places the organism in Eukaryota, Viridiplantae, Streptophyta, Magnoliopsida, Fagales, Betulaceae.
UCCCCUUAACAACACUCCCCACCAAAAUCUUCCUCUCCUCUCGCUCGCAUUAACCGACACUGUAACUCUCUCUGCUUUUCUCCGCUGCUCUAUCUCACUCUGAUUCAUUUUCACUACACUGGUAUCCCGUUUGUUUCUCGAGAAAAAGAAAGGUCCAGAUGCUUCAACUGUAAAGCUAUACUAUCCAUUUGUUUUUUUACUCCGCACCUCGAAUGUAAUAAAGAAAUAACGCUCCGAGCCUCCGAGCUUUGCUUCUAGUUUCAGUUCACGAGUGGAGCCAUAAAAGCGGAACCAAAACAGAAAGGAAAAUGCGAGAUUUUCAUUCUAAGCUGAUAAAUAUCCGAUCCUAGUUCAUCCGAGCGAUUUUUUUAUCUGCUCAAAACCCUAGGCCCGCCCUUCAAUGCACGGAUACAGCCGCCUCGGCACCGGGCGGUCGAAUGCCGCGCCGUCUCCGCCGUCCUCUCCGCGGUUCCGCCACGGGCGGAGCAAGACCAGCGGUGGCAGGGCGUCGAAGCAGAGCUUGGUGGAGAGGAUGGUCGUCGUGCUCGUAGCGACGGUGUUUCGGCGGAGAGGCGUGCUCUUGUUGGCGCCGUUCUUGUACUUUUUGGGGAUGCUCUUGUACAUGGGCUCCGUGGGCUUCGACGUCGUUAGUUUGAAGAACACUGUUGGCGUUGUUGUGCGCAAGCGCGCGCCGACGGGCUCGGUAUAUAGGAGUCCUCAGGUGUUCGAGAAGCUCUGGCCUUUUAUGGAGCGCCAGAGCAAUGGAAGCGCCAAUGCGUUGAUGACAGCAUGGAGUUCAAAUGUGCAUCAAGCUUGGAAACCCUGUGUUGACAAGAAUAAUUCGAAAGCAGAAUUUCCAAAAUCAAAUGGUUUUCUAAUAAUUGAAGCAAAUGGUGGGUUGAACCAACAACGUUUAUCGAUAUGCGAUGCAGUUGCAGUGGCUGGAUUACUAAACGCAUCUCUUAUCAUUCCAAUUUUCCAUUUAAAUAGUGUUUGGCGAGAUUCCAGCAAGUUUGGGAACAUAUUUGAUGAAGAUUUCUUCAUAAAUGCGCUCAAAAAUCAUGUUAAUGUGGUCAAAGAGCCCCCAGAAGAUAUUCGCCAGCGGUUUGACAAUAAUAUAAGCAACAUUGUAAAUUUGAGAGUAAAAGCUUGGUCAAGUCCAGCUCACUACCUUCAAAAGGUCCUUCCAAAGCUGGUGGGACUUGGGGCUGUACGCAUUGCACCCUUCUCCAACAGAUUGGCUCAGGCAGUUCCUUCAAAUGUACAAUGGCUUAGAUGCUUAGCCAAUUAUGAAGCACUAAGGUUUUCGGAACCUAUAAGAAUGCUAGCAGAGAAGAUGGUUGAUCGGAUGGUUAAAAAUAGCUCCCAGAGUGCUGGUAAAUACGUUUCAGUGCAUCUUCGUUUUGAAGAGGAUAUGGUUGCAUUUUCAUGCUGUGAAUAUGAUGGUGGGGAGGAAGAGAAACAUGAAAUGGAUAUUGCACGAGAAAGAAGUUGGAGAGGAAAAUUCAGAAGAAGGGGUAGAGUAAUAAGGCCCGGUGCAAAUCGGGUGGAUGGAAAAUGCCCAUUAACUCCAUUGGAGGUCGGAAUGAUGCUUAGGGGCAUGGGUUUUGAUAAUACCACCUCAGUAUAUGUUGCUGCAGGAAAAAUCUAUAAAGCAGAAAAAUAUAUGGCUCCACUUAAACAGAUGUUUCCACGUUUAGAAUCGAAAGAUACAUUAGCUACUCCUGAAGAACUUGCUCCAUUUAAG